GCUGCGGCCAGGCUGGCCCCGGCUGCCUGCGGCGCGGGCGCCUCCCUCGCAGCCGCUGCCACCGCCGCGCUCCCGCCUCCUGCCCGCUCCCGGGCUCCCGCUGCGGCUGCGGUUCUGGCGGCCGAGCCCCCGCGGCGCUGCAGCUCAGAUCCGGCGCGCCGAGCGACCCGCGCGCCCCUGCCUCGCCGCUCGCAGCUCCCUCAUCCACGCGCCGCGCUGCGGCAGGUGCCCCGGGCGUCCUGAGGCGCGGUGGCCUGAGCGCGGCCGCCAUCGGUGACCCUGGCCAGGGACCUGCUCCAGCCUGGCCACCCCGCGUCUUGUGUUAUCGCCUGUGUUGGGUAUUAAAUCAUGGGGAGGAAGCUGGACCUGUCUGGUCUGACCGACGACGAAACGGAGCAUGUCCUCCAGGUGGUUCAACGAGACUUCAAUCUUCGCAAAAAAGAGGAAGAACGGCUAAGCGAGAUGAAGCAGAAGCUGGCCGAGGAAGGCAGCAAGUGCAGCAUCCUCUCGAAGCACCAGAAGUUCGUGGACCACUGCUGCAUGCGCUGCUGUUCGCCCUUCACCUUCCUGGUCAACACCAAGCGCCGGUGUGCCGACUGUCAGUUCAACGUCUGCAAGAGCUGCUGCUCCUACCAGAAGCACGAGAAGGUGUGGAUCUGCUGCGUCUGCCAGCAGGCCAGGCUUCUGAGGACCCAGUCUCUGGAAUGGUUCUACAAUAACGUAAAGAGUCGCUUCAAACGCUUCGGCAGUGCUAAGGUCUUGAAGAACCUGUACAGGAAACACCGGCUGGAGAGCGGGGCGUGCUUCGAUAUUCUAGGAGGAAGCUUUUUCGAGGCAAACCUGGAGAAUGAAGGAAGUGUGUCAGGCAGUGAUUCAACAUUUUAUAGACAGUCUGAAGGACACAGCAUGAUGGACACAUUGGCUGUCGCCCUGCGGGUGGCUGAAGAGGCCAUCGAGGAGGCAAUUUCCAAAGCAGAAGCCUAUGGGGACAGUCUGGACAAGCAGAAUGAGGCCAGUUACCUGCGGGACCACAAGGAGGAGCUGACGGACGAACUGGCCACGACCAUCCUGCAGAAGAUCAUAAGAAAACAGAAGAACAAAGGCGAGCAGCAAAUGGGAGAAGAGCCAGAGUGGUCACAGCCCCAGAGCUGCAGUGCAGAGGCCGCUGACGAGGGGACCGCAGCCCCCCUGGGAGGCCCCCGAGCUCCCUCCACCCUCUGGCGAUCCCAGUCUGCAUUCUCACUCACCAGAGAAGAUGCCCCGAGGACCCCUUCGCUGGAGGCUAUGUCAAGGCCGCCCAGGGGCCAGGACCAGCCACCGAGGGAGGAGGCGGCCUUGCCCGUCUGGAAGAGCGUGGACAGGCUGGAUGACACAAACCUGGCCGCGGUUUUGCAGAGCCCCGACGGGAACUGGGUGGCCCUGAAAGAUGGCGCUCUGCCGCCCACCCGCCUGCUGGCCAAGCCCAAGAGUGGCACGUUCCAGUCCCUGGAGGCAGCCUCCCGCGUGACAUCUGCCUACGAGGAGAUGGGCUCCGAAAGUGAGGAGGACUUUGACUGGAGUGAGGCCUUGAGCACGCUGUGCCCGCGGCCCCCAGGCCUGCCCAGGAGCCCCCAGCCUCAGCCCACACAGGCCCAGGGUUCGGACCAAGGCCCCUCGGCCACCUCCGCCUCCUCUGGGCUCUCUCCCAACCCCGAGGCCAUGUGCUCCGACUCAGAGACGUCCUCUGCGGGCUCCUCCCGGGAAGCUGGGCGCCGGGCCAGACUGUCCUGGUUGCAGAGGAAGGCCCCCAGAGACCCCGCCGCGGAGAAGAUACGCCUGCAGGGAGAGCUGGACGUGAACUUCAACCCCCAGGCAGCCAGCAGGGAGACCUCAGACAGCAGCGAGCCCGAGGAGAUGCCCCAGGCUGCGGACCGGAAGGCCAAGAGGUGGAGAAGGGCCCGUGUGGGCUCAGAGGAGCCGAGCGAGGAGUUGUCUUCUCCCAACGCCCAUUGCCAGGGGCUGGAUGCACAUCAGGCAUCCGGUGAUUUGUCGGAGACCGACACCAGCAACGACGCCAGGCACCCUCGGAGCCGGGCGGCCGCCACGGAAGAGAAACUGAGAAACAGGCUGUACGAGUUAGCAAUGAAAGUGAGCGAGAAGGAGACCUCUUCGGGGGACGAUCAGGAGUCGGAGCCCAAGACGGAGUCUCAGAACCCCCAGGAGAGUCUGUCCUCUGAAGACAACAGCCAGGGCGUCCAGGAAGAGCUCAAGAAGAAGUAUUCUGCUGUUUCUCUCUGCAACAUCUCCACAGAAGUCCUGAAAGUCAUCAACGCCACCGAGGAGCUGAUAGCAGAGUCCGCAGGGCCCUGGGAGUUCCCACCUGUCCCUCCCGACAGAGAGAAGGGGACAUUUCCUCUUGGGACAGACCAAGUGAGACUGGAUGAACAGCUGACUUCUCUGGAAGAAAACGUGUACCUGGCGGCAGGCACCGUGUAUGGACUCGAAGGCCAGCUGAGUGAACUGGAGGAUGCCGCCCGCUGCAUCCACAGUGGCACCGAUGAGACCGAACUGGCGGAUCUGGAGGACCAGGUGGCCACGGCUGCAGCCCAGGUUCACCACGCUGAGCUCCAGAUUUCUGAUAUUGAGAGCCGGAUUUCAGCCCUGACCAUUGCAGGAUUAAACAUAGCACCAUGUGUCCGCCUCACAAGAAGACGCGAUCAGAAGCAAAGGAACCAGGUACAAACCAUAGACACAUCAAGGCAGCAGAGGAGGAAACUGCCUGCCCCGCCAGUGAAAGGAGCCCAGUCUGGCGUCUGCUGUGAUGUAUUAGUGCCACGGAGCUCCACUGCCAGUGACCCACUGCCUCCGGCCGUACACGACAGUGCCUUGACCCAACAGCCAUCCAAUACUGUACCGAUUUCCACCCGAGGAGGGGACCUGGGGGGGGCCAUGGUGCACCACUGCACAGGGCUGUCCUGAUACCUCACCCAGAAAGCAGCCCCAGACUUGAGCACUGCGGUCUUGCCCACUCGCUGCCUUAGGCUCCCAGGGGAAUCCAAGACAGAAAACCGAGAUGCUGGCUUCCAACAACAGAGCUCCCUGUUCAAAAGACGCAUCUUUUCCGUGUUCGCUUCGCUACUGUGUGUUGUCUUUAAGAUCUCUCUUUUUUUUAAUCCCUUUGAUUCAACUGAAAGUAUAUGUCAAUAGUUAUUUGUCCAAAGGAGAACCGUUGGGAGCUGGGGGGGGGGGGGGGGGGGUUGGAAAGAAGGGAGAUGGAGAUUAUCAUUGAAUUCAUCACCAGUUCUUACUAAUCUCUCAAAACCACGUUUGUCCCACAAAUGCUAAGGAAAAAUGUGCAGAUGUCCCCGCAAUGAACAUCCGGACCGUCCCAUCUGGGGAGCACGCACCCAGCAAGGAUGCAGGUCUCCCUUCAGCCGCCUCCUUCCUGGGAAGCUCCUAGCUACCCCUCUCCCCACACCACACGACCAUAACCAGUGGCCCAGUCAUUUCCAUUGCUUUGCAAUCACACACCACGGAAUGGAAAGUUCUGACUCACCCACACCAGGCCCAGGUCUUUCUGAAUCGAGGUCUCAUGGAGAAUUUAGGGUUUCCCCUUGGGCUCACUGACAGUUUCCCCACUGUGAAGGGGAGAGGAGCUUGAGAAAGCUCACCAUUGGCUUAACUUUGGGGCGCUGUCUGGAAUCCACGUGAUGCAGCUUAGUGAUGGCCGCGUCUAAAUGGAUUCUAACCACAUGAGAAAAUGUCCUCCAGAAUUUAUUUCCCAGUAGAUAAUUCGGCAAAAGUAGUAGGAUGACCUUAAAGGAAAAAAAUGGUUAAAGAAUAGCCUUGGAAAGCUCACAGGCAUGAAAAAAGCAAGGACAAACUGUGAGUUUAACAGACACACGAGCCGACACGUGCUCCACGUUUGCGGUCUCGAAGGCAUGACCGUGUAGAGUGUGCUUGUAAAAGCCAGUGGAGCAGAAUUCCGCUCAAUGAACUGAGCAUUUACAGCCUUUGUUAAAAUUUGUCCCUGAGACAUUCUGAAUCUUAGGAAGAAAGCAAACGAUGGGGGGCAAGGGGAUAGUUUGACCGAAAUGUUUUAAGUGACUGCUUUGAGGAAGGCAGUUUCUUCUCAUUUUCAUCCUUGGAGCAACCCUCUUCAGUAGGUAUCCCCACUUUUCAGAUUUGGGAACCGAGGGGGCCAGAGAGAUUAGUUUGCCAAAGUCACACCUCUAAGCCAAGUGUCAUCGGAAUGCCUCCCCAAAGCCUCACCCUGCGCUGGUUUCAACUCCUACCUUCUUUUGCUGCUACACACAUUGCCAGACCUGAUUUGCUGCUGAAAUGUGUGUUCCGAUCCGUUCCUGAUGCGAUCUACCUAUCUUCCGGUGACACCCUUUGCUGAUCCUGUGUAUGUGCUAUCCAACAGAAGUGACUUCUUUGAAACACAGUAAAUCUUGGCUUUUUGUUCUGUUGGUAUGACUCAAAGCAGACAAAUACAAAUUUUAAAAACACAACAACAACAACAAAAGAUCUGAGUUCCAAAUCGAAUGUUUCCUUUAAGAGGCAUGAAAAGCAACUAUUGGUGUGUUCCAGUGUUAAUAUUCAGUUUUCUUUGACAAAAAUGUGUACUGUGUAAGCCUUGCAAAAAACAAAAACAAACAAACAAAAAAACAAAAACAAAAAGAAAAAAAAGAAGAAGCCUGCUCUAUGGCAUUUGAAAUUUUAUAAAGGUUUCCUUGUGCCAAAUAAGUGCAAAGAUUUAAUUUACUAUUAAAAACCAUAAGCAUAUGUUAUAGUUUCGGAAGACUUAUUUUGUCAUCAAGUGAUUUUGAUCUUCAGUGUCAAUAUUUAUAUUUAGAUUAAUUUUUAUAAAUGAAAAUAUUUUAAUGGUUUAAGAAAACGAGGACAAUAAGACCAUAUCUUUGAUGACUUCUGAAAGUUAUGCUUGCCUUCAUGUUAUAUGCACAUCGCCAAGAAUUACUGUCAAGAGAAAUGAUAAAGAAGUAAAAGUCAUUUAUGAAAAUAA
Molecule: messenger RNA, 5005 nt
Organism: Acinonyx jubatus (cheetah)
Lineage: Eukaryota; Metazoa; Chordata; Mammalia; Carnivora; Felidae
Gene: MYRIP
Product: myosin VIIA and Rab interacting protein
Exons: 16
Coding region: 349-2958 (869 amino acids)
Biological process (GO): intracellular protein transport
Cellular component (GO): cortical actin cytoskeleton
Molecular function (GO): actin binding; myosin binding; small GTPase binding
Source: RefSeq, a predicted model, not a curated record